Messenger RNA from Leptopilina boulardi, 841 nucleotides. Its product is annotated as peptidyl-prolyl cis-trans isomerase H. The transcript has a single exon. Bases 223 to 777 code for a protein of 184 amino acids. The record is from RefSeq and is a predicted model, not a curated record. NCBI's taxonomy places the organism in Eukaryota, Metazoa, Arthropoda, Insecta, Hymenoptera, Figitidae. Gene Ontology annotation, cellular component: intracellular membrane-bounded organelle. Gene Ontology annotation, molecular function: peptidyl-prolyl cis-trans isomerase activity. Gene Ontology annotation, biological process: protein folding; protein peptidyl-prolyl isomerization.
UUUCGGCCGGUGGAAUCUAACCUCAAAAUGUAAACAUCCUUGAUGACGCUCUAAAAACGUUUGCGUGUCUUGGUAUUUUUUAUUUAUUUAAAAUAAAAGGUUUUUUAAAAGUACAGUGAUUUGAUAAAUCAAAUAAAUAAACUCAGUUUUAUCGAUUGUGAUAUUGUGAUCAGAGUUAUCAAUUUUUUUUUUGAUUUGUGUAUCGAAUUUUUAUUUAACAACAUGCCUACAUGGAAUCAAAUACAAGCACAACUUCGAAAUCCAAACAAUCCAGUUGUAUUUUUUGACGUUUCUGUUGGCAAUACAGAAAUUGGACGUAUGAUUUUUGAAUUGUUCGAUGAUGUUUGUCCUAAAACAUCGGAAAAUUUCCGUCAAUUUUGCACUGGUGAAUAUAGAAAAGAUGGUGCACCAUUGGGAUUUAAAGGCGCUAUUUUUCAUCGUGUUAUCAAGGAUUUUAUGAUUCAAGGAGGAGAUUUUGUCAAUGGCGAUGGAACUGGAGUAUUAAGUAUUUAUGGAGGUGGAACAUUUUCUGAUGAGAAUUUUACAUUGAAGCAUGAUUCACCUGGUUUAUUAUCAAUGGCAAAUAGCGGGAAGGACACAAAUGGAUGUCAAUUUUUUAUAACUUGUGCAAAAUGUAAUUUUUUAGAUGGAAAACAUGUGGUUUUUGGAAGAGUAAUUGAUGGUCUUCUUGUUAUGAGAAAAGUUGAAAAUGUCCCUACGGGACCAAAUAAUAAACCUAAAAUUCCUGUGACAAUAUCUCAAUGUGGCCAAAUGUAAUGUUUGUAAACUUUAAUCUAGCGAUAUUUGUAUUAAAAAGUUAUUUUUAUUCAAAAACAAAAAA